Molecule: messenger RNA, 5064 nt
Organism: Hemicordylus capensis (graceful crag lizard)
Lineage: Eukaryota; Metazoa; Chordata; Lepidosauria; Squamata; Cordylidae
Gene: WASHC4
Product: WASH complex subunit 4
Exons: 34
Coding region: 96-3617 (1173 amino acids)
Biological process (GO): endosome organization; endosomal transport
Cellular component (GO): endosome; WASH complex
Source: RefSeq, a predicted model, not a curated record
AGAAUGCUGCGCGGGCGUGGCCGGAAGCCUCGCGCCUGUGAGUCGAGGGGGCUGGUGGUGGUGCUGUUCUCGCCGCCGCUGGGUGUGGGUCAGUCAUGGCGCUGGAGACCCUUUCGCCGGAUUGGGAGUUCGACCGUGUCGAUGACGGCUCUCAGAAAAUCCAUGCUGAAGUACAGUUGAAGAAUUAUGGGAAAUUCCUUGAAGCAUACACUUCCCAACUGAAGAGAAUUGAAGAUGCGCUGGAUGACUCCGUGGGAGAUGUUUGGGACUUCAAUCUUGAUCCCAUUGCAUUAAAUCUUUUGCCUUAUGAACAGUCUUCCUUACUUGAACUCAUAAAAACGGAAAACAAGGUUCUAAACAAAGUCAUCACUGUGUAUGCUGCUCUUUGCUGUGAAAUCAAGAAAUUAAAAUAUGAGGCAGAAACAAAAUUUUAUAAUGGCCUCUUGUUUUAUGGAGAAGGAGCUAUGGAUUCCAGUAAGUUGGAAGGAGAUAGCCAAAUACAGAUGGGAAGAUUUAUUUCAUUUUUACAGGAGCUGUCCUGUUUUGUGACACGGUGCUAUGAAGUAGUGAUGAAUGUCGUUCACCAGUUGGCUGUCCUUUAUACCAGUAACAAGAGUGCCCCUAAAGUUAUAGAGACAUCAGGAGUUCAUUUUCAGGCUAUGUAUGAGCAUCUGGGGGAACUGUUGACAGUUUUACUCACACUGGAUGAGAUAAUCGAUAAUCAUGCCUUGCUGAAAGAUCACUGGACCAUGUACAAAAGGUUACUGAAAUCUGUCCAUCACAAUCCUUCUAAAUUUGGAGUUCAGGAAGAUAAACUGAAGCCAUUUGAAAAGCUGCUAUUAAAACUGGAAAACCAGUUGUUAGAUGGGAUGAUAUUCCAGGCUUGUAUAGAACAGCAGUUUGAUAGCCUCAAUGGUGGAGUGUCGGUGUCGAAGAAUAGCACUUUUGCUGAGGAGUUUGCACAUAGUAUUCGCACAAUUUUUGCAAAUGUUGAAGCUAAACUGGGUGAACCCUCAGAAAUUGACCAGAGAGAGAAAUAUGUAGGAAUUUGUGGACUCUUUGUACUGCAUUUUCAGAUUUUUCGGACUGUAGACAAGAAAUUCUACAAAUCAUUACUGGACAUUUGCAAAAAGGUGCCAGCUAUCACACUUACUGCUAAUAUAGUUUGGUUUGCUGACAGCUUUCUGAUCCAGAAGGUGCCAGCUGCAGCCAAGCUUCUGGACAAGAAAAGCUACAAUACCAUUAAAACACACAGGGAAACGUUUCUACAGCAGAAGGCCCAGUCACUUACCAAAGAGAUGCAGUCAUAUCAUGUGUUUGUCAGCUCAUGGAUGAUGAAAAUGGAAUCUAUAUUGUCAAAGGAACAACGAAUGGAGAAGUUUGCUGAAGAUCUCACUAACAGGUGCAACAUUUUUAUACAGGGUUUUCUGUAUGCUUAUAGCCUUAGUAAUAUCAUUAAAACUACAAUGAAUCUACACAUGUCAGUGCAGAAGCCAAUGACUAAAACCUCAGUUAAAGCAUUAUGCAGGCUUGUGGAACUUCUCAAAGCAAUAGAACAUACAUUCUACAGAAGAAGUAUGAUUGUCGCUGAUUCAGUCACACACAUAGUUCAGCAUCUUCAGCAUCAGGCUCUUAAUGCUAUUUCUGUAGCUAAGAAAAGAGUAAUUUCUGACAAGAAGUACAGUGAACAGCGCCUUGAUGUACUCUCUGCUCUUGUGUUGGCUGAAAACACCCUCAAUGGUCCUAGCACAAAACAGAGGCGGCUGGUGAUUGCCCUUGCCCUCAGUGUGGGCACGCAAAUGAAAACAUUUAAAGAUGAAGAGCUUCUUCCUCUUCAGGUUGUUAUGAAAAAGCUGGCUAUGAUCAGUGAACUUAGGGAACGAGUCCGAGCACAGUGUGACUGUUGCUUCUUGUACUGGCACAGAACUGUGUUUCCGAUUUAUCUGGAUGAUGUCUAUGAAAAUGCAGUGGAUGCUGCUAGGUUACAUUACAUGUUUAGUGCACUGCGGGACUGUGUACCAGCUAUGAUGCAUGCCAGGCAUUUGGAAUCCCAUGAGAUACUUCUGGAGAGUUACGACAACGAAAUCAUGGAUGUUUUAAAUAAGCACCUUCUGGACAAACUGUGUAAAGAAAUAGAAAAGGACUUGCGCCUCUCUGUGCACACACACUUAAAGCUGGAUGACAGAAAUCCAUUCAACGUUGGGAUGAAGGACCUUGCGCAUUUCUUCUCUUUGAACCCAAUCCGCUUUUUCAAUCGGUUCAUAGAUAUCAAAGCCCAUGUGACUCACUACCUAGACAAGACUUUCUACAAUCUAACCACAGUAGCUCUGCAUGACUGGGCCACGUAUAGUGAAAUGAGAAAUUUAGCAACUCAACGCUAUGGUUUAGUUAUGACAGAAGCACAUCUUCCUAGUCAGACUUUAGAACAGGGCCUUGAUGUUCUCGAAAUUAUGCGGAACAUUCAUGUAUUUGUAUCCCGUUACCUCUACAAUCUCAAUAAUCAGAUCUUCGUUGAGAGAAUCAGCAAUAACAAGCAUUUGAAUACCAUAAAUAUAAGACACAUUGCUAACUCGAUUCGAACACAUGGCACAGGAAUCAUGAACACAACUGUAAAUUUCACCUACCAGUUUCUGAGAAAGAAAUUUUACAUCUUUAGCCAGUUCAUGUAUGAUGAACACAUCAAGUCCAGGCUGAUCAAAGACAUCAGGUUUUUUAGGGAGAUUAAGGAUCAAAAUGACCACAAGUACCCCUUUGAGAGAGCUGAGAAGUUCAACCGGGGAAUCAGAAAACUUGGAAUGACACCUGAUGGACAAAGCUACCUUGACCAGUUCAGGCAACUCAUAAGCCAGAUAGGGAAUGCUAUGGGCUAUGUGCGAAUGAUAAGAUCUGGCGGACUCCAUUGCUGUAGCAGUGCAAUUAGGUUUGUUCCUGAUCUUGAAGAUAUUGUUAAUUUUGAAGAGCUUGUAAAAGAAGAAGGUCUCUCAGAAGAAACACAAAAAGCCGCCAGGCAACUGGAUUUUGUACUUGGUGAUCUCACACGUAACUCUGCGGAAGGCACAGAGUACUUCAAAAUGCUUGUAGAUGUGUUUGCUCCUGAAUUUCGCAGUCCAAAGAACAUGCAUCUACGCAACUUUUACAUAAUAGUUCCUCCACUGGCUCUCAACUUCAUUGAACAUUCAAUCAGCUGCAAGGAGAAGCUGAAUAAAAAGAACAAAGCUGGUGCAGCUUUCACUGAUGAUGGUUUUGCCAUGGGUGUAGCUUAUAUUCUGAAGCUUUUGGACCAGUACCAAGAAUUUGACUCCCUUCACUGGUUCCAGUCAGUACGAGAGAAAUAUGUGAAAGAGAUCAGAGCAGUAGCAAAGCAACAGAAUGUCCAGUCAACAAGUCAAGAUGAAAAGCUGCUGCAGACUAUGAACCUUACUCAUAAACGUCUGGAAGUUUGUUUGCAGGAGUUUGAACUGCUUUAUUUCUCACUAAGCAGUGCAAGGAUCUUUUUUAGAGCAGAUAAAACUGCGGCAGAAGAAAACCAAGAGAAAAAAGAGAGAGAAGAAGAAUCUACAAAAACAAGCAAUGGAGACCUGUCUAACUCAAUUUCUGCAGAUCCUGUUGUGAAAUGAGCUCUGAAAUCUAGAAUGGGGACUUGCUGAAACUGAUUGGACCAAACUGGCAUGGAAUUUUUCGUCUUCUGAAUUGGAAAGUGACCCAGAAUAACAGUCAUUCAGUUCAAACUUGCAAUUUGUCCUGUCUGUAACUAGAGAGUACUCCUUAACCAAAUUUAUGAUUUUGUUUUGAAUUUGCUGUUUUAUUUUGAUAUAAUUUCAUAACUACUUUUUAAUUCUCUUGUGUUUUUGUUUGAUUUAAUCAGGUAGACAUCAAAUACAUUCUUGGCAUAGUUACUGCUUAUUUCCUUCUGCAUUUACUUAUGACCCUAUUUUAAAAUCUACUAUCAUAGUUCAUAGGCCUUUGGAAUCCAAAGAACUUGCCAGCUUGAAAGGGUUGACCUCUGUCUUUCAGAGUGACACUGUAUAAACAUGUACAUUUUAAGGCACUUUCUUUGCUAUAAUAAACAUGCACUCAUCAUUUCUCCUUUUUUGCCUCUAAUUUGAGAUAGUUUAGGGCUUCAUAUGUGCCUGAACUGUGCAGUGCUAACCAAAUUAACAUGCUGUUAGUGAUGCAGUCUAAAGUCUUCACUUGGGUCUAAACUCAUGCAUAUGCACUACUUCUGUGAAUAUAUACAUAUGUACAGUUAUAUAGUUUUAUUUGCAAAUAGGAAGGUAGUCAUUUGUACAUUCUGAAUGCUAUAGAACCAAUAAACAGGGGAUUAGUUUGGGGGCUUAGUGUGAACUUCCAGUUUACAUUCUUAGAACAAGUAAUGAUACAUUUCUCCUAGUGCGAUGGAAUGGGAAUCCCCACAACAAUCCUUUGACUUCAUGGGGCUUUGCACCUACUGUGCAUAAGUAGGGAGGGGGACAAAAUAUCUGUAGCCACGGCAAGUAAGCAAAACCAAGCUGUGAUUAUAUGGAGGCAAUGUUUCCCUUUCCCCACUCCUAUUUUUAGUCCAAGCAUGAAAGCAGCAGCUAUCGCCAUCUUAGGAGUUUGUUUACAAAAGGGCAAAAAAGGGAACACCACCUCCACUCUUAUGCACCCUUGAAUUGUUGGUAGACUUUUCCUUUGUGAAAUAUGUAGCAGAACCAUGUGUCUUCAAGCGUACUGCUCUCUAGAAGUCCAAGUGAAGAGGAACAAUUGCCUACUACAUGGCCUUCUAGAAAUGAGCUCAUCUGUGUUGGUCUUGAAAGAGUGAUAAAUGGGGCAGUACAGCAAAGAUAUCAGAAUACUUUGGCUGCAAUGUUGUAUGCUUGAGGGCCUGCUGCAUGUUGUCAUUGAGGUAAACUUGACCAGUUCCAUCUGAAGUAUAGCUGUGUCUAAAUUCUCAGGAAUGAAGGGGACCAAAUAUAACAUGUCUUAUUCUAACUCAUUUUUCAAAGAGUUUUGUUACCUCAGCACUUUUUUUGUUCUGUUAUAUAUUCUGUACAUAAUGUUAAUAAAUGUAACUUUGGAAAACAA